Cladocopium goreaui is the source of this 753-nucleotide messenger RNA. The record is from the annotation of a GenBank genome assembly. Lineage: Eukaryota; Dinophyceae; Suessiales; Symbiodiniaceae.
AUGCCGGGCAAUUUGCUCGCCAUUCUUGGCACCAUCACUUCGGCCCUGACGGUGCUGAUUGGCCUCAUCUACGUCUACAAUAAGCCGCCAUCGUUCGAAUAUGUUUGGUCUGACUGCACCUGGACCUUUCCUGACAAAGAGAGUACCGACUGCAACAUGAAGUGGCAGAGCAAUUGGGGCGUGAUGUGCGUGCUGAAAUACACCCCGCUGAUCUUCGGCAUCCUGGGUUCAGCGAUGUUCCAACCUGGCAUGAUGCAGGUGGUGGGCUUCCCCCGCAACUUCUUGCAGUACGGCCUUUUCCUGUGGCUUCAAGGCUUCUACGGUGACAUGGGAUACUGUGGGAAGCUAGGUGUCAUCGUUGGCUUCCUUAGCUGCAUUGUUGGCACCAUUUGCUUGGUGGCAUCCCUCUUUGACCUCAAGAGCUCCAGGAUGAUGCGACUGGAGGAGGAAUUCAAGCACAUGUACGUGGAGGAGGAGCCAGGGAUGGAGUAUGCCUCUGAAGCUUGGACCAGAAGUCGGCUGGGGCACGGAUUUUUCUUCCUGAUGCAGAAACAACCCGCGGGAUAUUCAUGUUUUCAUGCAUACAAUAUAUAUAUAUAUAUAUACCUAGAGAAUCUUCUGGCAAAUAUUUUUGCCUGUUUGGAUUGUGUACUGGAUUUAUGCCCGCACGACCUGGAAUCGCCGCGAACUGAAAAAUACUCAACAAGAUCGCCGGCACUAUCCAAAAUUGCCGGAAUUGAUACCAUGUGGUAA